CCUAUAUGCAGUAGGAGAUGCUGAAAAUCUUAGCAAAGCCACUAUUUGCCGCACCAUCAGAAGUGUGUAUUUGGCAUUAAAAGGAUAUACGCACAUCUUCAUAACCUUCCCCGGCCACAGAAGAAUGAACUAUAUCAAGGAGGGAUUCUACAACAUUGCAGGUAACAUGAAUUAGGCUACACAUCACAAAAGAAACUUUAGAACAGGUGGAAUACUUUUCUUUCCUUUUUUGAUACAGGAUUCCCUAAUGUUAUUGGUGCGCUGGACUGCACACACAUUAGGAUAAAACGCCCCUCUGGUGCACAUGAAGGUGAUUUUGUUAACAGAAAAUCCUUUCAUAGUAUCAAUGUUCAGAUGAUCUGUGAUGCUGACUGCAUCUUCAGCAAUAUCGAGGCAAAGUGGCCUGGCUCAGUCCAUGACUCCCGAGUCUUUCGGGCCUCUGCAAUUAACCAGCGACUAUCACAAGGUGAAUUCUCUGGUGUGCUGCUGGGAGACAAGGGUUAUGCCUGUCAGACAUUUUUACUUACACCCUUUGCAGACCCCCAGACAGCAGCACAACGCACAUAUAAUCUUGGCCAUGCAAGAACAAGGGCCCGAAUAGAAAUGGCAUUUGGCCUUCUUAAGUCCCGUUUCCAGUGCCUUCACCACCUGAGGGUCACCCCAGACAGGGCCUGUGAUAUCAUUGUUGCAUGCGCUGUCCUUCACAACAUUGCCUGUCUCAGGAAGGAAAGGGCUCCUAGAGUGGCCUUGGAGAUGGACUGGGACAAUCCGGCAAUAUUUCCAGAUAAUGUCAAUGGCAGACUGAUCAGAGACCAAUACGUUGUUAACUAUUUCAGUUGA
Messenger RNA from Xyrauchen texanus (razorback sucker), 840 nucleotides. RefSeq names its product putative nuclease HARBI1. The transcript has 3 exons. The coding region runs from base 355 to 840 and encodes 161 amino acids. The record is from RefSeq and is a predicted model, not a curated record. NCBI's taxonomy places the organism in Eukaryota, Metazoa, Chordata, Actinopteri, Cypriniformes, Catostomidae.